Messenger RNA from Bombyx mori (domestic silkworm), 4383 nucleotides. It is a transcript of the gene noc, whose product is annotated as zinc finger protein Noc. The transcript is spliced from 2 exons. NCBI's taxonomy places the organism in Eukaryota, Metazoa, Arthropoda, Insecta, Lepidoptera, Bombycidae. Gene Ontology annotation, biological process: negative regulation of DNA-templated transcription. The coding region runs from base 2720 to 4072 and encodes 450 amino acids. The record is from RefSeq and is a predicted model, not a curated record. Gene Ontology annotation, cellular component: nucleus.
UCAAAUUCCUUUUAUUCAAUGUCAAUUGUAUUAAAACAUUUAAAUCAUAUUCCUUUUAUUCAAUGCCAAUUGUAUUUUAUAAGGGCUGUCGUACUAUUUGAACUGAACACUGACUGUUAGCCUACUGAGUUUCUCGUCGGAUCUUCUCAGUGGGUCGCGUUUCCGAUCCGGUGGUCGAUUCUGCGAACCACUGCUCUUGCUAGGGCUAGUGUUAACAACACUCCAGGUUGAGCCCCGUGAGCUCACCUACACGUCAAGGAGAAGCUGAAAUAGCCUCUCAAGGCUAUCAGCAUAGGUAGGAGAAAAAAAGUUGACUGUUUCUCAUUGGAAGUAUUAAAUAUAUUCAAUAUGUGGUCAUAUUUCAACAAGCUAUGACUGGAAAUCCGUUUACUGAAUCUAAAAUAUACGAAUUAUGAAUCCCUUCGAAGGCGCCAAGUCUAUCUAAGCCCAACUAUUCUACCCUUCAAACUAUCGAUGAGUCAUUAACGUAACCGUAACAGAGCAGAUCAAAGCAAGGCAUGGGCCCCGUCAAGCUUUUUACAGCGUUUGUAAACAGUAAUUUGGUAUCGGCGGCAACGCUUUGUGCGAGCGCUUUGAUCUCGCCGCAUCCGCUUCAAACAAUAACGCGUUAUCUUAGCGAACCUGAGGGGUCCUUGCAUGGCUUAUCUGCGAACAGAGAAAUAGGCUUCGCUUCCUAAAUUUUAAAAGGUUUAUACCUUUUGGAAGCUAAACUUACGACGGGUCCAAACUAGUGUUAGGUCCUGGUUUAUGAAACUGAGACUGGCACAACUACUGGGAAUAGAUCCCGGACUACAUAAGCCACACGGCCAAAGCUAGCUCCAUUAUCAUCCAGGAUCACCAUUAACAUGAUAUAUCGUAAUAAGGCUUUUUCUCUUGCUGAAGUCAAAUUUAAAGGCAUCUUUUCAAAUUUUGUGCAUUUUUGGGUGAACGAGCUAACGGCCCUCCUGCCAAUAAGUGGUUAACAUAGCCCAUUGACAAACUCAACUUAAAUGCCGCCACCCACCUUGAGUAAUGAGGUCGAAAUCUCAUUUGUAAAAGUGGUAAGUUAGUGAAGAUUCAUUUUGUUCUAUACUGAUUUAAAUAACUACUUCUCUAUUUGCGGUCAAGAGUAGUAGUAGUUGCUUAAGGUAGGUUAAGUUGCUAAGAAUCUAUGCCAGCACAAAACAUGAGUGAUGCUCGAUUUAUCAAACAAAAAAUGAAUCAGCAGGACAGAAUUAAAGCUUCAAUAUUUUCGGAUACAAUCUACAAUAAGGUCCACAGUUUAUUUGUAAAUUAGUUAGGCCCUAUGAGAGAAUUAGAAAAUCGUGUAGAAGUCUGUUAAAAUUGACGACGCGUUAAAUUCUCCUUGAAAACAUACAAUACGAUUUAAUGAACCGUGUUAUCGCGAUUGAGUUUGCAAUUACGGCUCAGCGAGCAUCAACAGAAUUUAUCAAGACAAGAGAUUUGUUUUUAAAAUCGCAUGUUUCAGUUAAAGCUUUUGUAAUUUUGAGACGAAUCGUAACGUAAUACGUUGUUUUAUAUUCCAAUAGCACGAAACACGUUAUUCAGUACGGGCGAGGGCCAUCGGCGCCUCCGUAGCCUUAAACAAACACUAAAAUGCUCGCGGAGCUAAUUUAUAGAAGAGAGCCGGGCCGCCGCCGGGGCCGAACCAGACCCCAUCUCGCAAUAAACAUGUUUUUUGUUUCGUGUGUCCGCGCACUGUCAAAUAUAUUACAACCCGCCGGGUUAUUUACAACCUCUGUCGUCCGCCCAUACGUUAUACUUAGUAUCUUUGUUUGGACACAAUAAGCAAUAUUUCUAAAGGGCCCCGCCGCCGUCGCUCGCAGCUGUUGAUAUGGGUUCCCAAAUUGACAUAUUUAAUUUGAUCGCUACGGAGGGUCCGACGGACCGAACCCGUGUUUGACAGGUUUUAGUGUCGGAUUAACAUUAACGUUAUGGACUUAACGCUGUCGAUAAAGUGAAAUAUCGUCAAACAAAUGUUUAUCGAUAGCUUAACGAGUUUCAACGUAAACGUCUAACGGACUUGUUGACACAUCAAACGGUUUCACGGAAACACGUUUUCCCGGGAACGGAUCAAUUUGGCCCCUUUGAACCGACGCCGGGUGCAUCUCGGAACAAAGAAAGCUCGUAAAAACGUAAGUAGUAUCGAACGUGUCAGCAAAGUGCUACGGAGCUCAAAGAGAGACGCUGCGAGUCGUCGGGGACGUAAUAAAAGUGCCACGUAACAAAAAGCAGCGUGGUACGCGACUCUCGGCCAGGUAGAGCGGCAGUCACGCUCGCAGCGGCGACUCAAAGCGCUGCCCGUCAUGGGUGGCGAGCCACCAACGCCAUCGCACGUCUCAAUCCGCACCCGACUGCUGAACAUACCGCCUUUCCUUUUUCCCCUACCGCAAUGCAGCUAUGUGUCGUUUCCGCUUUAUUUUUUACGAUCGCGCGCUGCAGCGGUGAGACAUAGCGCUCUCUGUCUGGCGGAGGUUCGGCGUAUUGCUGUCUCUAUCUGUCGCGACGAGGGCGCGGGGUACGGAGGCGAGUCGAGCUUUGGUGGGGUCCAGUCGCUCACAGUCGCUUCGAACGUCGCCGCGUGCACAUGUGUCUUACUUGCUCAGUCUGCGCUCCGUUUGCAAAGUGUACACUAAAUUAAACUCCCUUACGUGAUUGUAUCGUGAAGUUCAAAAGUGAUAGUAAAAGUUAUCUCCAAAUGGUGGUGCUUGAAGACGGUGGAAUGAUGGCUACAAAUCCCAACCAGUACUUACAACCAGAUUAUUUAGCACCGCUUCCGUCCACUUUGGACUCGAAAAAAAGCCCGCUUGCGCUUCUAGCGCAAACCUGCAGCCAAAUUGGUGUUGACUCGACACCUUCAAAGCCGCUGCUCCCACCACACGACAAGAAGAAAGUGAACAGUGUUAAUAACAGUGAUAUAAUAAGUCGUUCGUCACCAAACAGUAAUACAAUGAAACAAGACAAGCCGCGAUCGUCUCCGGAAAGCAAACAUUUGGCGUUCAAGCCAUACGAGGCAAACGUUAUAACAAAAAAACCGGAUGAGACUCGGCCUUCUUCCAAAGCUAGUUCGGACAGUUCCGAAGACAAGAAAUCUGGAAAGAGCACCCCGGGACGUAAAUCAACAUCGCCCAGUGGUGAAAAUGGAAAAAACAGUCCUUCAAAUGAAACAAAAUCUUCUUCAGCCAGUUCAUCUGGAACAAGCCCUAUAAUCCGCUCCGGAUUAGAGGUUUUGGGACACGGCAAGGAUCAUCUGGGCGCUUUCAAGAAUAUACCUGGAUUACCAGGAUUUAAUCCACUCUCUGGACUUUGUUGCCCGCCUGGAUUGGAGCAGCACGGAAACCCGGCAUUCAGACCGCCGUAUGCCGGAGCACCAUUCAAUGCUCAUCAUGCCGCUAUGCUUGCCGCCGCAGCUGCUUUUCCCGGAUCUUCAGCAAACCCAUACCUUGGAUAUGCGAGAGUUAAAACACCUGCCGGGGGAGAGACGUUGGUCCCUGUCUGCAAAGAUCCAUAUUGCACAGGCUGUCAGUUCUCAGUCAACAACCAUCAUCUGUUAAUGAGCAAUGGAUCUUGCCCCGCCGGGUGCACACAAUGCGAACAUCAAAAGUACAACUUAGCAAUGGCAAUGGCUCUGUCACAGCAAGGAGCCGCCGCUAGUAGUUUGCCGUACCACCAGCUGAGCCGACCCUACGUUUGCAACUGGAUCGUCGGCGAAUCUUACUGCGGCAAGCGGUUUGGAAAUUCCGAGGAAUUGUUACAGCACUUGAGAAGCCACACAGCCGACGGAUCCGCUCCAUCGACCAGUGCAUCGACUCAAGCGUCCAUUUUAAAUCAAUUUAAUCCACUGUUCACGACUGCCGGUCUUCGUAGCGCAUACCCGACGGCGCCGCUCAGCCCACUUUCUGCGAGUAGAUACCAUCCUUACUCAAAAGCUGGUCUCCCGGCCAGCCUCAGUGCUUCACCAUACGGUGCCUUCAACCCUGCGCUCGGACCGUUUUAUUCUCCCUACGCCAUGUAUGGACAGAGACUUGGGGCGGCAGCCGUUCACCAGUAAACUAAGUGAAGUGAUAACUUGGACCGAACGAACUUUUAAACUAUACUUAUAUUGUCCAAUUUUCUUCUGUGAUAUUAAUAAAGUAACUCAGUGGACGGCGUUACGCACCAUGACAAAUUUAGUGAUUAGUGCAAUUUAAUGAUAGUUAUUUAUCUAAGUGUUCUCUAAGGAUGAUUGAUACUUUGCGAGUAUUGGAUAAUCGUAAGGAUUAUACAGCCAAAUGUUUUUUUUCUUUCUUUUGUGUGUAAAUAAUCUCUAUGUUUAAUUAAAAUGAAUUAUUUGAAAUAUAAUAUUACAUACCGAAUAUUAAA